Tuber aestivum (summer truffle) is the source of this 1998-nucleotide messenger RNA. The record is from the annotation of a GenBank genome assembly. NCBI's taxonomy places the organism in Eukaryota, Fungi, Ascomycota, Pezizomycetes, Pezizales, Tuberaceae.
AGUACCGGAUACCAUAAAUUUAAGCCGUCACGGAUCCUAGUACUGUACGCUUCCCAAUAGAAGGAAAUUAGUUCGCUAGUACAAUACCAGUACCGCACAAUACACACGUGCCGGAAUGCGCCAAUACAGCAUUGUUCCAGCUUCACAACUGACUCAACUAUGUAAGCCCAAGGGGAAUAUGCAAUAACAAAGACAAUCGGCUCAUAUCCCCCUCGCCAAAUCACGUCCCAACCCCGUGCCUAAACCCCCCACAACAAGUUCGUGGAGUGAGGUCGCUCGCUGGAGGGAAGGGCUAAGAAAGUGCAGAAGAUAGUUGCGCCCCUCACUUCCGCAAUUUCUAAAUACUGCCCUUCAUGUAUGAUAGAAAACGAACGCAGGCAAUAGAAAAAAAAAGAAAGAAACAAAGGGCAGAUAAAUUGAAGUUAGAGCGUCCAAAAAUAACCCCUAUCAAGAUUUCUCGUCCUUUACACAGCCCAUCAAUCGAUUCCAAGAAACUGUGUGUCCGAGUUAAACUUCGGAGGCCACUGAGACACAUCCACGAUGGGGCUGGCCAUUCCAUCAUUGGCUGAUAGACGAGAGGAAAGUAACAUGCGAAAUAUGUCUCGCUGAAGGAUUCAUUACUCAAAGGAGCAAUCGGCUAAACAACCAAUAAUCAGCGUUGCGGGGGUGUGACGGACGAUAGUUCACCAGAAAAGCAAUCGAGGGAUUCGAGGCUGGCUCUCAUGACCUUCGGCUCCCGGGCUGAAGUGGAAAAGCCAAAAUGAGUACAGGCUCAGCCUCGACCAAAGCUCUCGUGUGUCCCUUCAGAAUGCCAACUCCUAGCAUGCCUUAUUCUCGCGGAGCAGAGGCCAGUGACCUCUCUGUAUAUAUAGAUGAGCAAUUCCCCCCCUCAGUCUUCCCUCUUCACUCUUCACCGAGCCAUCCAAUCCCCAGAUCCACAGCUUCCUUCCAACAAUCUUUCUAGACACUCGCUGUUCUCCUUAGGACACUCGCUCCAAGAUCAUAAUUCAUAUCCCCUCUUCUUCUCAAACUCUCGCUAUGAAGUACUCUAUCUCUGCUCUCGUCCUCGGCUUCUUUGCCGUCCUCAGCGCCGCAGCACCCACUCCCGAUGACGAGGUCGACGUCAGCAAGGUUUACAUCGAGGGAAUCACCUACGCCGGUAGCGGCUGCAAGGCGGGAACAGUCGCUAUCAGCAAGUCCAACGACUACAAGACAGUCACCCUCGCAUUCGACAGCUAUGUCGCAUCCAUCGGCCCGGGCAUCGCCUUUGUUGAGAGACGCAAGAACUGCAACAUCAAUGUCAAACUUCAUUACCCCUCAGGAUACCAAUACACCUUGUACCAGACCGACUACACCGGCUAUGCCGAUAUCGAGAAAGGAGUCACUGCCAAGCAGCAAUCCGAGUACUGGUUCGCUGGUUUCGCCACCCAAAAGGCAACCCUGAGGACCACCUGGAAGGGAAAGUUCACAGACACCUUCACCUUCCGCGAUACUCUUGCUCAUGAGGCUUGUGUGUGGUCGCCAUGCGGUGCUUCCACCACCUUGAACAUCGAUACUCAGCUCACCCUCGAUAACAACGACGACGACAAGAAAAAGGCAUCUGGUCUCAUCACCACCGACGUUAUCGACCACAAGGUCAAGACCAUCUAUGGUGUCCGCUGGAGAAAGUGCACCUAAGCGAUGUAAGUAACCCAAGAGAUAAUACGAGAAACAGGAGGCAGAAACUGACCUGGUCUCAGGAUUUUCCAUACUUCCAUACUCAGUUACCGGGAUCCUCUAUGAUCAAAAUGAAGGUGAUGAAUGUAUUCUCACGGCUGUCAUCAAUGAUCAAGAGAGUGGAUGAGUUUCUCUAUUGUCAAUUUCUCAACUGUUCUCCUUGAAUUAUGUUUCCUCUUGGCUAUUUCCUAUUGCAUGGAAGGAGGGGGGGUUGUGGUAUCUCGGAUGUCCUUACGCUUUGUAUCUUCUUUCGGAAUAAAAAACAAACCCGGCCGGUUUCUU